Plasmodium gonderi is the source of this 1080-nucleotide messenger RNA. RefSeq names its product Plasmodium exported protein, unknown function. The coding region runs from base 1 to 1080 and encodes 359 amino acids. The transcript is spliced from 2 exons. Lineage: Eukaryota; Apicomplexa; Aconoidasida; Haemosporida; Plasmodiidae. The record is from RefSeq and is a predicted model, not a curated record.
AUGGAAGGAAAUAAGGAGACUGUAAUUUUUACAAGAAUUCUAAUAUUUAUUCUACUAACAUGGCCAUGUCUAUAUCUUAACAAAAGUAGUACAUUUGAGACAUCAUUGGAUAAUACAUGCAAUAAUAGAAAAAUGUUAUAUAUACGAAAUGAACGAUCAUUAGCAAAAAAUGAUUUUCCAAAAAAACGUGAAAAUAAAGACUUAAGAGAACCUCUAUCACUUCAGAAGGAACAUACAAACUUAAAAAAUAAAUCAGAAAAUAUACCAAUGAAUAAAACAAAUGAAGUGUGUAGAAAAAAUGGUAUUCCUCUUAAUAACAAUGGAUUAAAAGCAUUUCUAUCUUACCAUAAUGGAAAUAUGAAGUUCAUGAAUGAGGCAGAAUAUAUGCCAUUAAAUAAAAAAGUUGAUGGAUGUAGAACAAAUGACAAUCCUCAUAAUAACAGAGGAUUAAAAGGAACAUUAUCUUAUAAUAAGGAAAAUAUGGGGUUAAAAAAUGAGGAAGGAAAUAAUCCACUAAAUAUAAAAGAUGAACGAUGUAGUAAAAAUGGAAAUUCUCAUCAUAACAAAAACUUAAAUGUAUCUUUAUCAUGUAAUAAGGAAGAAAUAACGUUAAAAAAUAACUCAAAAAAUAUAACAACAAAUAAGGAAAUAGAAAAAUAUGCAAAAAGUAGCCUUCUUUGUGAUAAAAAAGGCUUAAAUGAAGCAACAACAAAAUAUAAAAAAUUAAAAUGUAUUGAUAAUUACUUUGAAAAAAAAAUAUUUAGUCACCUUGAAAAAUUAUAUAAGCAUAAAGAACACGAUAAUAUUAUGAAUAAAAAUUCAAAAAGAAGCUCUUUUAGAAUGAAGUGCGUAUGUGGUUUUUUAUUUCCCGGUAUUGUUUUAGUCGGAGCAAUAAUUUAUAUAUUUUUUGGAGCACUUCCAAGAUUUGGUUCUAAUGGGAUUUCGAGUAUGAGUUCUAUUGACAAUUUAUAUGCUAUACCAUUCGUUGCAAUACUUGCUAUUUAUUUAGCAGCAGUUAUUUAUAUUAUCAUAAAAGUUGUAAAAUAUAAAAGAUUAAAAAGCACAAAGAGAUACAUAUAA